UAUUGGCUAAACCAUGACAGUACUUCACAUAUCUAAAGGGACAACCACUAGUGAAAUACCCCAGCUAUGAGGUUCAUCUUUGUCCUAAUAAAUAUAAUCGUAGGUUUUCCAACAUUUGUCUUGUCGGAAUCUUGGUCCUACCAAAAUCAGAAGGAAUGGCCGAAGCAGUUUAAGGCAUGUGGCUUGGAACAACAAUCACCCAUAGCCAUUAAUACAAAGGAGGCAAUACCCAAAAAACUGCCACCCAUAGCGUUCCACAACUAUCAUAACAACUAUGCGGGUACCUACUUUAACAAUGGCCAUAGCGUGGGUUUAAUUUUCGAACCCAGGGGCACAACUCCAGCCAUAUCUGGUGGCCCUCUUAAUCCCCUGGAUCAUUAUGUCUUGCACAGUCUACACUUCCAUUGGGGACCCAAUGAUACCGUGGGCUCCGAACACAUCAUUGAUGGCCGUCCAUAUUCCCUGGAAUUGCAUUUGGUACAUCGCAAUGCCAAGUAUGCCACACUGCAGGAGUCUUUCUUACAUCCAGAUGGCUUUGCCGUUGUAGCUCGCCUGUUUGAGGCUAAACCUGAUAAUUGGAAUGUUUUCCCCUUGCAUGUGUUCACAAACGCCUUGCCUUAUUUGCAAAAUGUAGACUCGGAAAUGAUUGUUUAUCAAUUCAAUUUAUUGGAUCUGGUCUAUGAUAUAGUGAAUGGUGGCAAUCAGGAGUUUUAUGCAUAUCGUGGCUCAUUGACCACACCACCAUGCUAUGAGGCUGUUGAUUGGCUGGUCUUUCCGAAACCUUUGCGGGUGCCUUCUGAGGAUGUUGCUCCAUUUCGUGCCAUACGAAAUGAGCGAGGUGAAAGUUUGAGGAACAAUUACCGGGACUUGCAAAAUAUUGGCAAACGUGUGGUAUACAUGCGAACUAUUUGAUUGUAUAGUUUGAGAGAAAUUUGUAUUGAAUAAAGAAAUUUUUAUGACUAAAUGAAUGUACCUCCUAUCCUAUGAUGGAGGAUAUAAAAAUUCAUGAAAGAGCCUAACACAA
Molecule: messenger RNA, 1024 nt
Organism: Stomoxys calcitrans (stable fly)
Lineage: Eukaryota; Metazoa; Arthropoda; Insecta; Diptera; Muscidae
Product: carbonic anhydrase 2-like
Exons: 3
Coding region: 67-912 (281 amino acids)
Cellular component (GO): plasma membrane
Molecular function (GO): carbonate dehydratase activity; zinc ion binding
Source: RefSeq, a predicted model, not a curated record